GUCACCCAGACCGUCGGAGACACUCCCUGCAUCCGAAUCUCCAAGGCCAUCUGUCCUACAGGUAGGACUAUCUAUGCCAAGCUCGAGUACUUCAACCCGCUUUCGAGCGUCAAGGACCGGUUGGCUUGCGGCGUUAUUGAGGAUGCCGAGCGUAGAGGGCUCCUCAAACCCGGAGACACCGUGAUAGAAGCGACGUCUGGAAACACAGGCAUCGCCUUGGCAAUGGUGUGCGCGCAGCGGGGCUACAAGUGCGUCAUCACGAUGGCUGAGUCCUUCUCCUUGGAAAGGCGAAAGCUGAUGCGCUAUCUGGGUGCUCGGGUCAUCGUCACGCCGCGGGCUGGCAAAGGUACCGGCAUGGUGGUCAAAGCUCAGGAGCUUGCCAAAAAGCACGGUUGGUUUUUGUGCCAUCAGUUCGAAAGCUCAGCGAACUGCGAGUUUCACUAUAACACCACCGGACUGGAGAUACUCAGCGACUUCGAGGAUGCACAGCUGGACUACUUCGUCCUCGGUUACGGGACUGGUGGAACCUUUGUCGGGGCGGGGCGGCGUUUGCGAGAACACCGACCUGAGGUGAAGAUCUGCCUGGCAGAGCCCGCGGAGGCGCCUCUGCUGGCUUCCGGGCAGAAAAGUGAGCGGAGAGCAGAUGGCUCCGCCACAGGCUCCCACCCCUUCUUCGCUCCUCAUCCCAUUCAAGGAUGGACUCCUGAUUUUAUCGCCAAAAUUGUCGAGGAUGGUGUGGAUGGUUCACCAGGGUAUGACGAGUACAUGGCCGUACCAGGCUCGGCCGCAGUGAACAUGUCGCAGAUGCUUGCAAGAACGCAGGGCAUCUUCACGGGCAUAUCUGGAGGGGCCUCCAUGCAUGCAGCGGUCGAGUUGGCGAAGAAGGCACCUGAAGGGUCUGUUUUGCUGGUCCUGCUUGCGGACACUGGCGAGCGAUACUUUUCGACCCCUCUCUUCGCCAACAUCAACGAAAGCAUGAACGAGGAAGAGCUGGUGAUUUCCAGAUCCACUCCCAGUUUUCAGAUGUGA
This is a messenger RNA of Symbiodinium necroappetens, 1029 nucleotides long. Lineage: Eukaryota; Dinophyceae; Suessiales; Symbiodiniaceae. The record is from the annotation of a GenBank genome assembly.